AUGAAAUGUAAACCCUGCCACUCUGCUACAAUUUUGCAUUGGACAUUGUCUACUGUCCCAUUUAUCCCCCAAAGGCUUCUUAUUAACUUCCUUGCCAGAUACCCAGCAAUCAAGUUUGCAUCUCGAGAAUGGAAUCAUGCCCCACUUGCUGAACAGAAUCUGCUUUUGAUAUUCAGCACAUCCAUUUUUUUGUUCAUGUUCAGUCAUAUGGUUUUAGCGAAUGAGAUUGGACGGUCACUGGCAUUGGUGAACAAAGUCGGCUCUCUGUUGAGGCAGUACACGCAGUUCCUUGUAUAUGUGUUGGGUGUAGUUUAA
Molecule: messenger RNA, 315 nt
Organism: Penicillium manginii
Lineage: Eukaryota; Fungi; Ascomycota; Eurotiomycetes; Eurotiales; Aspergillaceae
Gene: pyr4
Product: meroterpenoid cyclase pyr4
Exons: 3
Coding region: 1-315 (104 amino acids)
Source: RefSeq, a predicted model, not a curated record